Messenger RNA from Camellia sinensis, 1181 nucleotides. The record is from RefSeq and is a predicted model, not a curated record. NCBI's taxonomy places the organism in Eukaryota, Viridiplantae, Streptophyta, Magnoliopsida, Ericales, Theaceae.
AUGCCAGGCAUGUCAUACGGCAUCCAGGCAAACACUUCUAUGUUAGAGGUCAAGAAUUCCAUAACCUCUAUUCUCUCGGUGCUGGACAUAGAUGAGCCAAAUUUUAGUUUGCCCCUAUGGUUCAACUCAAGCUUCAUGAACUACACAGCAAGUUUUUGAUUGCAUAUUCAUUAGUAUAUAUUUAUAUGUCUUUUCUCAAUUAUUUUGCUGGAUUUUUGAUCAAUUGAGUGGUUGGGUCAGUGGGACAUUGGUUAAAGUUUGGAUUUGUGAUAAAUUUUGCCAGAUAAAGUGAAGGCUUCUCAUGAUGUCUACGUUUCAUAUUUUGGAUUUUUUUCAACAUACUUGUAUGGCAAUUAUUUAAACACAAAAUUAUAUAAUGAGGUGUAUCAUUUGUAUAUUCAUUAUGUUAGUCAUAUGAGGUGCAUCAUUUUUCAUGUUUCUGACUAGUAAUGUGUGCUUCAGGUCAAGGAUCAUCUUUGAUUAUAUGUGUGGGAAUAUUGACUGGCUACACAGAUACAUUAUACAAGAUUUAUCUCAGCUCACAGGCCUACUAAGGACCAUGGAAGAGUAUGUCAAUGCAAAUGGGUCAUUCUCAAAACCCACAAGGGAUACUAGAAAAUCACCUAAUCAGUUCCAGUUCUCUAAGGUAAAGAAGAUGCAGAAGAGUGCACGAGGUCAACUUCAGAAGAUUGUAAAGGAGCAAGAAAAGAUAACAACUGAGUUAGUAGGCCAGAGCAAAUCACUGCAGGAACUUGAGAAAGAAUUAAAGAAAAAGGAGAUCCAAAAUGAAAAGAAGAGACUCAAGCUCCAAUUUGAGAAUAUUAUGGUACUGUAAUUGUACUAGUCUUUCUCGAAGAUUGAAUGGGUUUUGAUUCUAGCCUGGCUUUUCUUUUAGUUGGAUCAGUUUAGUUCUUUAGUUGUUGUAGAAAGGCUUUUGAAUAUUUCACUACUGGAAGGGGCCUGUAUCUGUUUGAUUAUAUGCUACAGAGUAGUCCUUUACUGGUAGAAGUCAAGAUCAGUUUGCUGUUGUGUUAGGUUGUAGAUGUCGUUGAAGGGGUAUGCCCUUUCUUUUGUUCUCAUUCUCUUUAAUGCCCUUAGAUGUUCUGAGCUGCAUGUGCUACAUUUUGUAUCUUCUCUUCAAUGAAUUAUUUAAAUUUUAAGUGAGUGUUAUUUUUCAGUUU